Molecule: messenger RNA, 1796 nt
Organism: Dioscorea cayenensis subsp. rotundata (Guinea yam)
Lineage: Eukaryota; Viridiplantae; Streptophyta; Magnoliopsida; Dioscoreales; Dioscoreaceae
Product: NAC domain-containing protein 43
Exons: 3
Coding region: 552-1652 (366 amino acids)
Biological process (GO): regulation of DNA-templated transcription
Molecular function (GO): DNA binding
Source: RefSeq, a predicted model, not a curated record
UCUCCUUGUUCCUGUUGUUGUUGCGGUGGUUACACAAGAGAGAGAGAGAGAGAGAGAGAGAGAGAUAAAAAGUGAGAUUCUUUUCCAGGGAUGGUGGUAGUUUCCAUGGUGCUUUUCCUGGAGAUUUUUAAGGUCAAAUGUCAUGGUAGUAGAUGUUACUAGGGACCACUGUGUGUGUACAUUGGAGUUUAGAGUUUUAGUUCAGUAGUGUUGAAACCAAAUACAAAUAAACUAGGUGGGUGGUGGUGGUGGUGGUGGUGGCUCAUAUAUAUCCCUGUUCCAGCAAAACUAACCCCACUAAGUACAACAACAUGGAAUGAUAAUAGCAUUUAUUUCCUUUUUCUUUCCUUAUGCCUGCCAUCCACCUUCCUCUCUCUCUUCCUCCUCUUCCUCUUUCUCCUCUCUCUCUCAUAUAUAUAUAUAUACCCUACUCUCUUUUCUUUCCUCCUAUAACCUCCCAUUAAUUUGGGUUCCUCAUCUCCUUCAUCAUCAUCAUCAUCAACAAUAACAACAACUACUGCUUCUUUCCUUUGUGACCUUAGAGAAACAUCAUGAGCAUCUCUGUUAAUGGCCAGUCCCGGGUGCCACCGGGUUUCCGGUUCCACCCAACUGAAGAAGAGCUUCUCAACUAUUAUCUCACCAAGAAGGUUGCAUGUGAGAAGAUAGACUUGGAUGUUAUUCGUGAUGUUGAUCUUAAUAAACUUGAACCUUGGGACAUUCAAGAGAAGUGUAGGAUUGGGUCAACUCCACAGAAUGACUGGUACUUCUUCAGUCACAAGGACAAGAAAUACCCCACCGGAACAAGGACAAACAGAGCCACCGCCGCCGGAUUCUGGAAGGCCACCGGCCGUGAUAAGGUCAUACACACUAGCUACAAACGUAUUGGCAUGAGAAAGACACUUGUUUUCUAUAAAGGCCGAGCUCCUCACGGCCAAAAGUCUGAUUGGAUCAUGCAUGAAUACCGUCUUGAUGAUCACUGUUCAGAUAACAAUAGCUCCAACGUGUCAUCAUGCACCAUGGGAGGAGAAACAGGAGGACAGGAAGAUGGAUGGGUUGUUUGUAAGGUAUUCAAAAAGAAGAACCAUCACAAGGUCUUGGAUAGUCCAAACACCUCAUCAUCCAUUAAUAUCAAUGAGGCCAAGACACAAGUAUUGCAUUCUAGCAAUGAUGGUUCUUUAGACCAGAUACUCCAAUACAUGGGAAGGUCAUGCAAGCAAGAGAAUGAAGUCUUCAACAUUAACACUCCCACCACCAACAUCAACAGCAACAGUAACAAUAAUGCAUGGAAAUAUCUACUUCCUAUUGAUGCUGCUAUAGGAUCAAGUCUACAUGAAAGGUUCAUGAAGUUGCCGGCUUUAGAAAGUCCGAUGAGCAACGAAUACCCUCCGGCACACCCCGAUAACUCUUCCGGCAGCCAGACAAGUUAUACACCGGACGGUUUACAUGCCGUAGUGAAUAUGUGCUCAACUGACAUGUCGACAGAGGCAGGGCUCGGUGAUUGGGCUGCACUUGAUCGGCUUGUGGCUUCUCAUCUAAACGGUAGUGAAUCGGAGGCGUCAAAGCAUGAUCUUUCUUGCUUCGAUGACACCGGUUAUGAUUAUCAGUCCGGUGGAGAUGGUGAUCUUUGGAGCUUUAGACAUGCUUCUCAUUGAUCCAUAUAUACAUAGCCAGCUAGAGUAUAGUACUAGACUUGAAUGAAUGAAUGGAUGUAUGAAUGAAUGAAUGUAGUUAUAUGAGAACGGUAAUGUUGUUAAUGUUGAUGAUGAUUAAUUAUUAGUGUAUAAGAACAUGGAGAA